This is a messenger RNA of Daldinia decipiens, 1928 nucleotides long. Its product is annotated as thiolase. Gene Ontology annotation, cellular component: peroxisome. Gene Ontology annotation, molecular function: acetyl-CoA C-acyltransferase activity. Bases 388 to 1635 code for a protein of 415 amino acids. Gene Ontology annotation, biological process: fatty acid beta-oxidation; phenylacetate catabolic process. The record is from RefSeq and is a predicted model, not a curated record. The transcript is spliced from 3 exons. Lineage: Eukaryota; Fungi; Ascomycota; Sordariomycetes; Xylariales; Hypoxylaceae.
GCGGGUGAAAUUACCUAGCUUCUCCCCGCGGUACAAUACCAUAAUAACGGCCCCAGAGUAUGGGGUACGGAGUCAGGGACCCCACCGACAUAUCUGCCGAUGGCCGAGGUGACCAAAUCAGGCCUCGGCAAAAUGAGACAAACACAUCCCCUGUAUCCCUUGUACCCCCCUGUAACUAACCUCGAUUAAACCCUUUCAAGCUUCUCCUCUGCGGCGCAAUCCAUUCAUUUAUUCGUUCUUUAUCAACUCCAGACAAUGCCACUCGCCAUUGAUUUAAGCUAGUGAUAUUCCUUUCCUCCUCCCACCAUCUUCCUCAGUUGUUUCAACCAUAUCAGAUAGUAUAUACCAGUUAGUAUAUACCUCCAUCUGUCAAGACCAUCUUUCAAGAUGGCUACCGAGCGGGUCAAUUCCAUUUUGAAGCACCUAUCCCCCAGCUCACCUUUAGCUGCCAUCACCUCAAAGAACCCGGACGAUGUAGUCAUCACGCUCGCGAUCCGGACGCCGCUUUGCAAGGGCAAGAAGGGCGGGUUCAAGGAUACGUCCGUCGAAUACCUCAUGUAUGCCAUCUUGAAGGCCGCCCGGGAACGUCUAGUCUUCUCGCCGGAUCUCGUAGAGGAUAUCUGUAUGGGUAACGUCUCGGACAGCAAAGCAGCCUACAAGGCCCGUGCCGCAGCCCUCGCCGCCGGAUUUCCUAAUACGACAAGCGCCUCGUCCGUCAAUCGGUUUUGCUCCUCGGGACUGAAGGCCACAGCCGAUAUUGCCCACCAGAUCGCUGCUGGCUCGAUCGAGAUCGGUAUCGCUGCUGGUACCGAAUCCAUGAGUAUAGGAGGCGAUAAUCUCGAACAGCCUUUCGACGAAGAGGUGACUAAGCAUAGCCAAGAAGCCGUCGACUGUAUGAUGGCCAUGGGCUGGACGAGUGAGAAUGUGGCCAAGGAUUUUGGCCUGUCCCGCAAGGUCGUCGAUGAGUAUGCGGCCGAGAGCUUCAGGCGGGCUGAGCUAGCUCAAAAGGCUGGCCUUUUCGACGACGAGAUCGUGCCUAUCACCACCAAAGUGAAGGGGCCCGACGGCGAGCUGAAGACGGUUACGUUAACGAAAGAUGAAGGUAUUCGACCAGGGACGACGGCUGCCGGGUUGGGGAAAAUCCGGAAUGCGUUUCCUCAAUGGGGUCCCAUCACUACGGGAGGCAAUGCCAGCCAAGUCACCGACGGCGCCGCGGCAGUAGUGCUCAUGAAACGUUCCAAAGCCACCGAGCUCGGUUUACCGAUCUUGGCCAAAUAUGUCGGGUCGACUGUUGCCGGUCUGGCUCCUAGGAUCAUGGGUAUCGGACCAACCGUAGCGAUCCCAAAGUUACUUAAGCAGCACAACAUUACUCUCGAUGAUGUUGACGUGGUGGAGAUUAACGAGGCGUUUGGAACAAUGGCCGUAUACUGUAGGGAAUACCUCAAAUUAGACUGGGCCAAGAUGAAUCCUCGAGGAGGCGCCAUCGCGCUUGGCCACCCUCUCGGCACGACAGGCGCCCGGCAGAUCGUCACUGGUCUAAGCGAGCUUAGGCGGACUAAAAAGAAGAUUCUAUUGACGAGCAUGUGUAUCGGAACGGGAAUGGGCAUGGCUGGCCUAUUUGUUAACGAGCAAUGAUACUCGUACGCGAUAGAUACCUUCGAUUUUAGAUAAGCUCACAGCAGGGAGAGAAACGUUGGAAUUAGAUGUUAUUCCUACCUAUCCACAAUCGAUACAGAUACAGAUACAUGUAAUCAAUUCUAGUAUAUGCGCCAUGUCACUUUGCCAUGUCCUGCGCGGCUUACAACCAAACUUGUGUUAUAAUCUUCUUACUAGGUAGCAUUGUGUGGUAUAGUAGCAAUGGAUUUAAAUCUCCGGAUACAAGCAGGCCUCUCACCUGCUAGGUUAAGGUGUUACUUGACCGUGGGAGU